AUGGAUGAAAAUGGAUAUCCAACGUAUCGUCGUAGAAAUACUGGUGUUUGUCUAGGUCCAAAUGGAAAAUCUAUUGAUAACCAGUACGUUGUUUCUUAUAAUUCUGUAUUAUUAUUGUUAUUUGAUUGUCAUAUAAAUGUAGAAGUAGUGUCGAGUAUCAAAGCAAUAAAAUAUCUAUACAAAUAUAUAUAUAAAGGACAUGAUGCCGCUUCAAUCGUUUUAAUUGAUUCUAAUAAAAAUAUUGAACAUGAUGAAAUUAAAAAUCAUAUAGAGACUCGAUAUGUAGGUCCUGUUGAAGCAUGUGAUCGGAUUUUUGGGAGACCAUUGCAACAAAAAAGUCAUUCUAUAAUAAGAUUACCAGUGCAUUUGUCGAAUCAGCAAAAUGUUACUUUGACUGAUGAAGCUGGUGAGGAGUCUAUACGUGCAGCAAUGGACCAACAUACAAUGUUAAUGGAUUAUUUUGCUUUCAAUGAACGUGAUCCGUUGGCUAAGACAUUUACUUAUGCAGAAAUCUCUGAACAUUAUGUAUUUAAAAAAGGAUCAGGUCCAUGGCAAAAACGUAAAAAACAUUUCAACGUUAUUGGGAGAAUGUAUUCUAUUAGUCCGAGUCAAGUUGAAUUGUUCUACCUGAGAUUACUGCUAUUAACAGUUAAAGGAGCUACAAGUUUCGAAAAUAUCAGAGUGAUUGAUUGUGUAACACAUGACAGUUAUCACAGUGCAUGUUUGGCAUUAGGCUUAAUUGAAGACGAUGAAGAAUGGGAUCGUGCAAUGACAGAAGGUGGUGUGUGGAUGAUGCCUCAUCAAGUGCGGAAUUUAUUCGUUCGUAUUUUGAUUUAUUGCCAUCCUGUUAAUCCAGAGAAGCUUUGGGAAGAUCGUAAAGACUUCAUGGCUGAUGAUUUUAAAAGAAAACAUAGCUUGACUCAAUCAUAUGCAAGAGCAUAUCGAGAAAUAAAUAACCUUCUUUUAAGAGAAAAAUCAGAUCUUAGUAAAUUUCCAACAAUGCCAUCGAUGAUUGAAUUUGAGAAAAUAGAUAGUAUAAAUGAUAAAGAAAUCGUCAUCAAUCAUAAAGAAAUCGGCUCAGCUCAAUAUGCAAAUUUGAAUAUCAAACAAAAGAUCAUAGUUGAUCAACUAAUCAAUGCAACAUUGUACAGUGAAAAUGAUUCAUCAAAAACAUGUUUUUAUAUUGAUGGACCAGGUGGAUCAGGAAAAACAUAUGUUUACAGUACCAUUUAUCAUUUAUUGAAGAGUAAAAGAUAA
This is a messenger RNA of Aphidius gifuensis, 1257 nucleotides long. RefSeq lists its product as uncharacterized. NCBI's taxonomy places the organism in Eukaryota, Metazoa, Arthropoda, Insecta, Hymenoptera, Braconidae. The record is from RefSeq and is a predicted model, not a curated record. Bases 1 to 1257 code for a protein of 418 amino acids. The transcript has a single exon.